AUGGCGGCCACCGCUGCAAAAGCCGCAUUCACCACCGUCCAUUCUUCUCCACAACCUUCUCCGACCCCAAACCACCUUUCCCGGUCCACUUUACCAUUCUCCUCACACCCCAACAACCCCUCCAAACGCCAUCUCCGUCCACUUCGAAUCUCAUCUUCCAUCUCCAACUCUACACAACAACAAAUCCCUCCCCUACCCUCAACCCAACAUUUCACUUCCCGAUUUGCCCUCGACGAGGCUCGAAAAGGCGCCGAUAUCCUCGUCGAAGCUCUCGAACGUCAAGGUGUCACCGAUGUCUUCGCUUACCCCGGCGGCGCGUCGAUGGAGAUCCACCAAGCACUCACGCGCUCCACUUCCAUCCGUAACGUCCUUCCCCGUCACGAACAAGGUGGAAUCUUCGCCGCAGAGGGUUAUGCUCGAUCCUCCGGCCUCCCUGGCGUCUGCAUCGCUACUUCCGGUCCCGGUGCUACGAAUCUCGUCAGUGGCCUCGCUGAUGCCAUGCUUGACAGUGUUCCUCUUGUUGCCAUCACCGGCCAAGUUCCCCGGAGAAUGAUCGGAACUGAUGCGUUUCAGGAAACUCCGAUUGUUGAGGUAACUAGGUCAAUCACGAAGCAUAAUUAUCUUGUUCUAGAUGUAGAUGAUAUACCUAGGAUAGUGAAUGAAGCGUUUUUCUUAGCUAGUUCUGGAAGACCUGGACCUGUGUUGAUUGAUAUACCUAAAGAUAUUCAGCAACAGGUUUCGAUUCCUGAUUGGAAUCAACCUAUGAGGUUAACAGGGUAUAUGACUAGGUUGCCGAAAGCACCGUCUGAGGCUCAUUUAGAGCAGAUUGUGAGGUUGAUUUUGGAAUCUAAGAAACCUGUUUUGUAUGUUGGUGGUGGUAGUUUGAAUUCUAGUGAGGAGUUGCGGCAAUUUGUUGGGUUAACUGGGGUUCCGGUUGCGAGUACUUUGAUGGGUUUGGGUUCAUACCCGACUACUGAUGAGAAUUCAUUACAAAUGCUUGGGAUGCACGGAACUGUUUCUGCUAAUUAUGCUGUUGAUAAGAGUGAUCUUUUGCUUGCAUUUGGGGUUCGGUUUGACGAUCGGGUUACCGGGAAGCUCGAGGCCUUUGCUAGCCGGGCGAAGAUUGUUCAUAUUGAUAUUGACUCUGCUGAGAUUGGGAAAAACAAGCAGCCUCAUGUGUCGGUCUGUGGGGAUUUGAAGUUGGCAUUGAAGGGGAUUAAUCGCAUUUUGGAGAGCAACGGGACAGCGAGUAAGAUUGAUUUUGGAAGUUGGAGAGAAGAGCUGAAUGAGCAGAAACUUAGUUUUCCGAUGAGUUAUAAGACGUUUGAUGAAGCUAUUCCUCCGCAGUAUGCUAUACAGGUUCUUGAUGAGCUUACCAAUGGGGAAGCUAUCAUAAGUACUGGUGUUGGACAGCACCAAAUGUGGGCUGCUCAGUUUUACAGUUACAAGAGACCUAGGCAGUGGUUGACUUCUGGUGGUCUUGGCGCUAUGGGAUUUGGAUUGCCUGCUGCCAUGGGAGCUGCCGUCGCUAAUCCUGACGCUAUCGUGGUUGACAUUGAUGGUGAUGGAAGUUUUAUGAUGAAUGUUCAGGAGCUGGCCACUAUAAAGGUGGAGAAUCUUCCCGUUAAGAUAUUGUUGCUGAACAAUCAACACUUGGGUAUGGUUGUUCAGUGGGAGGAUCGGUUCUAUAAAGCCAACAGAGCUCACACAUAUCUGGGAGACCCAGCAAAUGAGAAAGAAAUAUUCCCCAAUAUGUUGAAAUUCGCAGAUGCUUGUGGUAUACCGUCAGCUCGUGUGACAAAGAGGGCAGACCUUAGAGCAGCAAUUCAGAAAAUGCUGGAUACCCCCGGCCCUUACCUUCUUGAUGUCAUUGUACCCCAUCAAGAGCACGUGUUGCCAAUGAUUCCCGCCAAUGGAUCCUUCAAGGAUGUCAUAACUGAAGGUGAUGGAAGAAUAAGUUACUGA
This is a messenger RNA of Lathyrus sativus (Indian pea), 1965 nucleotides long. The record is from the annotation of a GenBank genome assembly. Lineage: Eukaryota; Viridiplantae; Streptophyta; Magnoliopsida; Fabales; Fabaceae.